This is a messenger RNA of Setaria italica (foxtail millet), 1422 nucleotides long. Its product is annotated as lecithin-cholesterol acyltransferase-like 1. The record is from RefSeq and is a predicted model, not a curated record. The transcript is spliced from 2 exons. Bases 59 to 1345 code for a protein of 428 amino acids. NCBI's taxonomy places the organism in Eukaryota, Viridiplantae, Streptophyta, Magnoliopsida, Poales, Poaceae. Gene Ontology annotation, biological process: lipid metabolic process.
CACUAUUUUCUCCUUUCUCCAAUCUCCAUCGUUACCCAACAGCAGAGCUUGUUUCUCAAUGGACGGCCAAGCCCAACUGCUCCUUGUCCUCCUGGUCGCCUCGGCCACCUGGCCCUUCUCCGUCGGCUCACUGGCGCGUGUAGCUGACGACCUCCACCCAGUCGUCCUGCUGCCCGGAUACGGCUGCAGCCAUCUCGACGCACGGCUCACCGACGAGUUCGAGCCCGCCUCCGCGGCGCCGAGCUGCGGCGGCGCGCUGAAUGGGAAGACGGGAUGGUUCCGGCUGUGGAACAACCGCACGGCGCUGCAGGAGGAUCCCGCGCUGGUGCCGUGCUACGCGGAGCUGCUGCGGCUGGUGUACGACCCCGUCGCCGGCGAUUACCGCAACGUGCCCGGCGUUGAGACCCGCGUCGUGUCCUUCGGCACCACGCGCGGCUUCGGCUCCGACGAUCCUGGUUCAAAGACCGGCUGCAUGGGGAAACUUGUUGAGACAUUGGAAGGAGUCGGGUACAGGGAAGGCAAGAACCUCUUCGGCGCGCCCUACGACUUCCGAUACGCGCCGGCGCCGCCCGGCCAGGCGUCCAGCGAGUUCUCCUGCUUCCUCUCAAGCCUUAGGGUGCUCGUGGAGAAAGCAAGCAAGAGGAACGGGAACAUGCCGGUCAUCCUCGUGACGCACAGCCUCGGAGGCCUCAACGCCAACGCCUUCCUCAGCCGGAGCCCCCUGGCGUGGCGCAGGAGGUACGUCAAGCACUUCGUCAUGGUCUCCACCGGCGCCGGAGGCAGCGUGUUCAGGCUGCGGUUCGGCAGCUCGUCGUCGUCGUCACCGACAGACCCGCUGUCGUUCGCCAACACCACCAGGAGCUUCGCGACCGCGUUCUCCGUCCUGCCGUCGCCCAAGGUGUUCGGCCACGCGCCGGUGGUGGUCACGCGAGCCAAGAACUAUUCCGCCUACAACAUACCGGAGUAUCUCAGGGCCAACGGUUUCUCUGACGGCGAGGUGGCGCGCUACGUGACGAGGGUGCUGCCGGUGUCGCUGAAUUUCAGCGCGCCGGCGGUGCCCAUGACCUGCAUCAACGGAAUCGGCGUGCCGACGCCGGAGAAGCUGGUGUACUGGGACGGCGACUUCGGCGCCAAGCCUGACCAAGUGGUUUACGGCGACGGCGAUGGGGCCAUCAACAUAGCGAGCAUGCUGGCGUUGGACGCGCUGAUCGGGGCUGAUCCGGAGCAGGAUUACUUCAAGUCCCUUCUGAUUCACAACACGAGUCACGUCGGCGUCAUCUCGGAUAGUUUUGCUCUCGAGCGUCUGGUCAAUGAGGUUCUUGAAGCAAAUCGUGCCAUUGUUUAGAAUCUGAUUUGUGUAGCUCUGGCUUUGAGACCCUAUAUGAUUUCUAGCUUAAAGAAUAAAAUAAAAUGUUUUAAACA